This is a messenger RNA of Hydra vulgaris (swiftwater hydra), 707 nucleotides long. The record is from RefSeq and is a predicted model, not a curated record. NCBI's taxonomy places the organism in Eukaryota, Metazoa, Cnidaria, Hydrozoa, Anthoathecata, Hydridae.
AGAUAGUACUGAAACAGAUGAGGACCUAAAGUUUACUGAAAAUGAUUCUAAAAACUCACUUUUAUUUGUUUAUCAAUCAGAAUGGCAAUGCAAACUUGUGCGUCGAUAUGGAAAUGAAAUGCUCUUAUUAGAUGCAACUUAUAAAACAACGAGAUAUGUUUUACCCGUUUUCUUUUUAGUAGUCAAAACAAAUGUUGACUACUAAAUAGUUGGGUGCUUUAUCACUGAGAACGAAACAAAACGAGCAAUAUGUGAAGCUUUGCGUGUUUUCAAAAGAAGGAAUGUGAAACUUUCUCCAUCUUUUUGCAUGACGGAUUACUGCAAUGAGGAAAUUGAUGCUUUAGAAGAAAUUUUUCCUGGUUGUAAAGUUUUGAUUUGCGACUUCCAUCGUGAACAGGCCUGGGAGCGUUGGAUAGUAAAAGUAUCAAACGGUUGUGCUGAUCAAAAAGCAGAUAUCCUCCAAAAGCUAAGAAAGAUUUCUCAUUCAACAAAUGUUGAUGCAAUGGAGUUAGCUAUUCUGGAUUUAAAACAGUCUGAAUAUUGGAGUAAUGAAAGAUUUUCAAAGUUGAAAAAGUAUAUAGAGACUUAUUGGUUAACAAUUAUUGAGGUAUUAUAUCAUUAAAUAUUUUAAUUAAAAAUAGAUUCUUCCUGAAAUUUAUGUCCAAAAAUGAAGCAGGAAAUUAUUCUGUUAUUCUGUAGCAUAAUAA